This is a messenger RNA of Ostrea edulis (European flat oyster), 1053 nucleotides long. Its product is annotated as putative nuclease HARBI1. The transcript is spliced from 2 exons. Lineage: Eukaryota; Metazoa; Mollusca; Bivalvia; Ostreida; Ostreidae. The record is from RefSeq and is a predicted model, not a curated record. Bases 144 to 950 code for a protein of 268 amino acids.
CAUCUUUCUGGGGGAUGUCUAUCCAAAACCCGUUUUUUCGAGGGGAAAGUCUAUGCGGGGCCGGGGAAAGCCUAUACUUCAAUCUCCAUUGAGUGUACAUAUGUAGUAAUUUGUAGUAAUUUAUUUUUUCCAUGUUGUAGGUAAUGCUUGUUCUUCGAUUUUAUGCUUCGGGGAGUUUUCUUGAGGUAAUUGGGAACACGAUGGGUGUAGACAAAGGCACGGUAAGCAGAGCUGUCACCAAUGUCACCGAAGCUCUCCUGUCUAAAAAAGACCAGUUUCUGCGGUGGCCUACACAAGAUGAUAUGAUGAAGUCGAAGAGAGCCUUUUUUAUGCGUGGAGGAUUCCCAGGGGUAAUUGGAUGUGUCGAUGGUACUCACAUAAGGAUACAAGAUCCAACUCUAGACGAACUAACUUACGUCAACAGAAAAGGGUGGCACUCAAUCAAUGUGCAAGCUAUAUGUGACCAUGAAGGAAAAUUCAUUAACAUUGAGGCUCAAUGGCCAGGAAGUACACAUGAUAGUCACAUCUUCCGAAUGUCCGAUGUCAGUUUGUAUCUCGAGAGCCACAAUCGAAGCGUUGAUGAUGGAAUUCUAUUGGGCGACAGUGGUUAUGCAGCAUGCUCUCGGUAUCUGUUAACACCAUACCUGCACCCUGCAACACCCUCCCAAGAAGCAUUCAACUCGGCCCAUUGUAAGACCCGUAGCACCAUUGAAAGAGUUUUUGGUUGGUGGAAGAGAUUUCAUGUUUUGCAUGGUGAAAUAAGAAUGAAGCCGGGUAAGGUUUGUAGAGUCAUUGGAGCCUGUGCCAUAUUGCAUAACAUAGCACUUCUGUUAAAGGAGGAUAUGGAGGGCGAUGACCAACAAGACGGAAAUGGAGUAGGCCAUAUCAAUUACAAUGGACCCGAGGACGGAAGAGUUUUGAGGAAUUUCAUCACCACAACAUAUUUCUAAUUUCAAGUUGAAUAUGUGCCAUGGGGUUUAACAACAAGAAUAACUCUUGGUGCAGGUUACGAUUUCAGUUAUUUUAUUCCAACGUAUGGUGUCUCCAUUUAUA